AUGAUUCAACAUGUCCAGGCAUGGGUCAAUCUUGAAUCAAAAAUAAAGCAUCAUGGCCAACAAGCAAAUCCGUUUCCUGCUCUCGAGCAUAUCCGAAACAAUAUCGGAACCCUUACUGAUGAACAGCUCCAGCUUGGGUUACUGGAUGCAUUUGCUCGAGCUCGCGACGGACAUACUGCCAUGACAUUAGCUGGUCCGUAUAGUUGUUUUUUCGUUACCACGGGAAUUUCUUUUCAGUUCAUUGAUGGUCCAGGCAAUAUGAUCAAAAACCCAACAAUCGUCGUCAGUAAACCCGUCAAUAGUGAAAUAUCUGACUUACUACGUAAUACCGCCUAUAAUCGAAUCGAUGUUGGAGAUCGACUUCUUAGCAUUAACGACCUCACUUUUUACAAAUGGAAAAAAAAGCAUCAAAAUGCCAUUGGUGGAUCCACCGAGUCUCAUAGUCAGCGUUUAGCAUUAAGAUACUUGACUUCCAGACAUGCGGCUCUUACCCAACUUCCUGAUGAAGACUUUAUCAAGCUUAAAUUUAAAUCUCGUGGCGACAUCAUAUACGAAGUCAAUGUACCGUACAUGUCUGCAUAUCGACAUACCUGUUGGGAAUACUCUAGUAAACUUUACACACAGCUGACAGGUGUGAAUCUUGAUAUACAUUUACAAAAUACAGUUGCUGUAAAAGCCAAUAGUCAUGCAUUGUCAAUCAAAACAGUCGAUGAUCGUACCACAAGUUCACAAUCUACCAAACCAUUGGUCGCUGCUCGCCGUAUUCGAAAGCGGAGUCAAAACAGUAAAGAUCAAGAUACAGGACGAUUGUCAAAACGUGGUUUACAGAUUACAUUUCAUGAAACGAGUAUACUCGAACUAUCUUGGGCAAUUUGGAGACCUGACGACCAAAACAUGGGAAUAAUCAAACUGACAUCGUUCAGGUGCACAUCCCGCACAACAAACACACGAGAUGUUCUUAAAGCAAUUCGUGAAGUGGAAAGACUAUUGACCACAGUACUCAAAGACACCAAUUCUGUUUUGAUCGAUGUUCGUGAAGGUGAUGGUGGAAGUAUGCGUUUUGCAAAUGACAUUCCACAGCUAUUCAAGAGCAAGCUUGAGCCAUUUAAAGUGAAGUAUCUUAUGAGCAAGGUCACAUACAAUAUGUUUGUACAUCCACCCAUAGAUUCGAGAUCGUCUCGUAAUGCUUGGUCCAAAACACCACCCAAAAGCAAGUAUUCGGUAUUGCACGAUCUUACAGAUUUAAAGACAUCCAUCACUUACGAUCAGGUUUAUACUAAACCAAUGGGUGUAUUUACCAGUGGUGACUGCGCUUCUGCAUGUGAAAUCAUGACAGGAACUGUGCAGUCGUUUAAACUUGGAACAGUGUUUGGUGAAGAUGUCACAACAGCUGGCGCUGGUGCAGCCGUUUGGAGUUUAGAUCCAGAGCUUAUUUUUUAUGAUCCGACAGACUUUAAACCAAUGCCAUUCACACGUGAGUUGACAUCUCAUACCAAGGAUACAUUUUACAACAAAAUGACUGUAGGUCAUCGAGCACUUGUCCGUAGUGGCGAUCAUAAAGGAAAGCCGGUUGAAGAUGUUGGCAUCGCAUCUGACAUUAUAAUUCGACCAAAACUGGAAGAUAUUCUUCCUGGCGCAACGGUUAAUUCGCAGUACGAUUAUAUUGGCAACUAUUUGAUUGGAAUUGAUGAAAGACCAGCCAAAACAGUUUGCAAUCUUUGGGGAGUUCUGUAG
Molecule: messenger RNA, 1734 nt
Organism: Batrachochytrium dendrobatidis JAM81
Lineage: Eukaryota; Fungi; Chytridiomycota; Chytridiomycetes; Rhizophydiales
Exons: 1
Coding region: 1-1734 (577 amino acids)
Biological process (GO): proteolysis
Molecular function (GO): protein binding; endopeptidase activity; serine-type peptidase activity
Source: RefSeq, a predicted model, not a curated record